This is a messenger RNA of Cherax quadricarinatus, 9573 nucleotides long. Lineage: Eukaryota; Metazoa; Arthropoda; Malacostraca; Decapoda; Parastacidae. The record is from RefSeq and is a predicted model, not a curated record.
AAUAACCCAAGUACUGUAAUAUAUUUUAAUUUCCAGAAAAUGAUUGGAAUUAUAAUGGUGGUAUACCAGUAUGUACUGCUGGUAUGUGACUUCGUGCAUCUGGUUCUUCUAUCUGCAUUUCUAAUGCUAAAAUCGAUAUGGCAUUUUGUUUCACCUCCUCCACUCAAGGUCAUCACUGGAGAAGUUAUUCUGGUGACAGGAGCUGGUCAUGGAAUUGGAAGGGAAUUGGGACUUCAGUUUGCUCGUUUAGGAGCCCGAGUCGUGUGCUUGGAUAUUAAUGAGGCAAACAACAAGAAAACAGUAACAGACAUCAGCAAGGAAGGUGGAAGCGCUUGGGGUUAUAAGUGUGAUGUGAGCUGUAAGGAAGAUGUCCAUGCAGUAUCAAACAAGAUCCGCAAAGAAGUAGGGGAGGUAACUAUCCUGGUAAACAAUGCUGGUAUCAUGCCAUGCAAGCCAUUCCUCAGACACACUCCUGAGGAAGUCAUCAACAUCUUUAGAAUCAACGUGUUUUCUCAUUUCUGGACUGUUCAAGAAUGGUUACCAUCUUUCAUGACAGCUGGCCGUGGUCAUGUUGUUGCUGUAUCUUCUAUUGCUGGCCUCAUGGCAACGUCUAACCUUGUCCCAUAUUGUUCAUCAAAAUAUGCUGUUAGAGGUUUGAUGGAUGGCCUGACAGAGGAGAUGCGUUAUGCUGGAAGGAAUCCAAACAUUAAAUUCACACGUGUUCAUCCAUUUAUUGUUGACACAGGCCUUGCUAAGAAACCACGUAUUAGGUUUCCAUCUUUCAACCCAAUCACUACAGCAGAACAGUGUGCAGCCAAGAUAAUUGAAGGUGUUUGCAGGGAGGAAGAGGUUGUCUGCAUCCCAACCAAGGAUUAUUAUGGGCAUAUUAUUAUGCAGAUGCUUCCACGACCAGUGCAAAAGGCAUUUUUGGACUUCAUGGAUACAGGUGUAGAUGAAGAUACCAGCUAAUCACUAUUACUCUACGAUAGACUUGCACUGCUGUCAAGUGAUAACAGCAGAUUAAUUGUUUGUAUUCUACUUAAGUAUAGAACUAGUGGCCUUCUCAAUGUCAUGAAUGUAAACUGUCUUCCAGUGUGACUAAGAAUAUUCAUUGCCUUAAUUCAUAAAUUUUUAGAUGGUAUAUAUGAUGCUCUUAUAUAUACAUUUUGUGUAUAUAUAUUUUUGAAAGUGUAUUGGGAUAGUUAUAAAUGGUGCCAAGUAUUUACUUUGAAGGUUGUAUUUUAGUGUUUUAAAUUAGAAUAACUUUUAUCAUACCAUAUAUAUCACUUUUUGCUAUAUGUGGAGUUUAUAGUUAUCUAUCAGGGAUAAUCUGUGAUUUUUAUGUACUGUAUGUAUAUGGUACAUUUCAACAUUCCUAAUCAGCAGAAGAAAAAGCUUCAAAUAGACAUAAAGUAAUAGCCUUUUUGACUUUAAGAACGAAUAAAAAAUGUAUUAAGUACCUAGCUGUAAAGUUAUUUAUGCACCUGUCCACAUAAUCAAGUCAGUAAUAUUUCAGUUAUUGAGGUUAUGGUGUAUUGUUAUUAAUUAAUUCCUUUUUGAUAAAUGAUAAGCUAACCUAGAUUAACUUACCUUGAAUGUAAAUUUGCUGGAAGCAGUGUGUGAGAAAUUGACUUAGAAUUUAGGUGGAUGGGUUGCAUUUAUUAGACCUGUUUGUUUAAUAUGGUGCAAUAAGUAUUUUAUUAUGUUAUGCUACAAUACGAACACAUUAAUGAGUAUAUUGAGGAGUGAGACCCCUCAAUAAAUGUAUAUAAAUAUACCACAGGGUUGAUUAUAGUAUUUGGAGUUCUCUUAUUUGUAGCAAGUUUUCCCAAAGUAGUAUUAUAUACUUGUACAUAUUCCAAAAGCUGCUAACAUUGUUGAGAUGAUGGGUAAUUUUAUUAUAGCUCAGUUAGUAGUUACAGUGUAUGUACAGGUAGUUGUUUAUAGACAGCUGGUCACACUACUUUGGAAUUGUGAUCAAAUCUCAGUCUUUUUUUUUUUUAUGCUUUUUGUCUUCAGUCUAGUGAGAACAUGAUUACUGAACUGAUAUUGUUUUUCCUCCUUCCUUAGCUCCUCUCUCUUCUUAGUAUUUAUUUUCAUGUUUUUUUUUUUUUUUUUCACAUUUAUAUUUUGCUUUCUUAUAGUCUAAUUAUUGUGACAGUGAGUUUGAUAGUUAUUUAUACAGAUAUUCAGACCACUUGAAUGUUGUAAUCAAAUUCCUGUCAUUUCUGAACUUAAGUUUAGCACAGUUAUUACACACACAAUCUUCCCUCCUUCCCUAAAUCUUUUCCUUUAUCUGUCUCUCCAUUAUUUUUAUUGCUCUCCUUAUUUUCCUCUCUCUAUCUUGAGUUUCCAUGUUCGUUUACUUUUUAUGUAUCCAAUUCUCUCAUUUUGAAUCUCUCUAUGUCAUUCUUGUGAUUUUUGUUUGCAUGGUUACUUUUCACUCAAGUAUUUUUCUUUCCAUUAUUCAGAGUGAGUACACGUAUUCAGUAUUUUGUAAAACAUUUAAACUUUGAAGCGUGUCUGCAGUUUCAGGUUGAGUUUAAAUCCAGCAUUAGACAAAUGCAACCAUUAGACUACACAGUAAAACAAAGAGAUUUUAAGUAAUGCUUAAGAUGAAUAAAGGCAGGAUGUCAUACACAUUGCCCGUAUCCCUAAUACUUUACAGGAGGGCCCAAUAACAUGUUUACACUAUCAUAUAUUAAGUUAUCAGUAGAACUAGUCAUACAAAAAUUAAUAAAAAGUAAAAUGCAUAUACAGUACACUCAUUACUUGCCUUAAAAUAUUUGUAGUUUUAAUGUAGGGUCAGAGGUGAAUAGUAUACGUAUAUACAUGUAUAUAUACACUAGUUCCUCGGUGGGAUACGGCUGGUCUGAAGAAAGAAUAUACACUAGUUGUAUGCGACACAAUAACCGCACAAAUAUUGUUAUUAUUAUGUUGUUUACAAAACUUGUUUUCAUAAACCAACAAUUAAAAAAGUUGUUUAUUACUAUUUCUUUCUUUCAACACACCAGCCGUAUCCCACCAAGGCAGGGUGGCCCAAAAAGAAAAACAAAAGUUUCUCUUUUAAAUUUAGUAAUUUAUACAGGAGAAGGGGUUACUAGCCCCUUGCUCCCGGCAUUUUAGUCGCCUCUUACAACACGCAUGGCUUACGGAGGAAGAAUUCCGUUCCACUUCCCCAUGGAGAUUUAUUACUAUUUUUCUAUAAUAUAUAUAUGCACAUAGAGUCACUGGACACAUUCCUAGAACUGUUACAGUUUAUGGAACUCUUUGAAACAUGGUGUUAUGCACAGUGCUGUUUUACACUCCUCACACAUAAAACGAGUGUCUGCAUUUUUGUGGGCAAGUUGUUGUGGUUGUGGUUGUGCAGGUUGUUGUGGUGUGUGGGUGGUUGUGGUUGUGCAGGUUGUGGUGUGUGGGUGAUUGAAGGUGGCCUUUGUUGUGGAUGUGCUGAGUCAGCAGCAUGGCUACCAGCCUGGGGUGCCACUGGUACCACAUGAAGCAUUUCACCAUACCACCCGCUGUCGCAUGUAUAUUAUCCAUCCCAAUUGUAACAUUACCCAUUACCCAUACCAUCUUUCCCACCAACCAUGCUGUCUUCCCCACCACCCACAUGGAAAUAAGUCACUGACUUUUUUUUGGGUUAACCUAGGUUCUCUACACAUAUGCUGCUAUGUAUGAUAAUAUAAUCUAUGUACAGUAGACCAUCAUUUAGCACAAGUUUAUUUGGCACGAUUUGAGUGUAGCAUGAUUGAAGAAUUGCGACACAACUUUAUGUAACACGUAAAAUCAAUUGAACACGAUUUGCGGGAGGGUAAAAAAUUUUGAGCGUGUGGUCGCCCGGUCGCCCGCGGUGGGGAGGCCUACCACCAUCCCCCCCGCCACCCACACCCACCCACACCAUGCUCCCAUCCUCCAGUUCGGUUCAUGCUGAUGUAGGACGAAGAUACAUACUCGGGAACCUCGCUGUGUUUAUUUACAUUCAUUGUACUAUAUAUUUUCAUUGCUAUUUGUUAAAUCUGCCAAGCAAUCAUGGCACCCAGUAAGCAUACAAGUGUUGCUGAAAGUGACAAGAAAAGGUUUAGGCGUUCAAGUCUAGGAAUUGCGAAGAAAAUUGAGAUACAGUGGUCCCUCGAUAAUCGUCUGGCUCGAUAGUCGUCCUUUUCGGAAAUCAUCGCUUUAUUUUCAUCCAAACAUUGGCUCGCAAAUGGUCAGUUGACUCGCUAAUCGUCGUUCGUCCUGGACGCGUACUCACAGCUCUGAGCUGGGUCGGCCUCCCUUCCCAGCCAGUGUGCCACUGUUUACCAGUGAGCAACGGUUCUCUCACUUGUUCAUACGAAAUAUUUCAUAAUAUUCCAUUCAUUUUAGUGCUUGCAAGUGCUAAAUAAGCUACCAUGGCUCCAAAGAAAGCUCCUAGUGCCAAGCCUUUGGUAAAGAAGGUGAGAAAUAUGAAUGAAUUUAAAAAAAACAUCAUUGAACAAUAUGAAAGCGUUAUAGGUAAGGCUUGGGAGGGAGUGACUACCAGGACUUUGAACUCUGCUUGGAGAAAAUUGUGGCCAGAUUGUGUCCACAAGAGAUAAUUUGAAGGGUUUGUGGCUGACCCUGAUGAGCCUAUGUCAGUUGUGAACUCUAUUGUGGCAUUGGGGAGUUCCAUGGGGUUGGAUGUGAGUUUGGAGGAUGUGGAAGAGUUGGUGGAGGACCACAACGAAGAGCUAACCACUGAGGAGCUGCAAGAGCUUCAGCAGGAGCAGCAACAGAUCGCAGCUCAGAAUCUUGCUGCAGAGGAGGAGGAAGAGAGAUGGAAGAAGGUGCCUUCUUCAGAAAUUAAGGAGAUUUUUGAAAUGUGGGGUAGGAUGGAAAGAUUUAUGGAGAAACAUCACCCUGAGAAGGAUGUUGCAAGCCAUAUCGGCAACUUGUACAGUGACAGUCUUGGCCCAUUUUAGGGAAGUUUUAAAGAGACGCCAGAAACAGAGCUCUCUGGACACUUUGCGAGACAGGACUCCUGUGACUCUCAAGCUGGUCCUAGUGGCAUUAAGAAACAGAGAAGAGAAGUAACCCCAGAAAAGGACUUGGUACCUGGGCUUUGAUGGAAGGGGAUUCCCUUUCCAAACAGUAACUAAUCCAAUCUCUCUCCUCCUCCAGUCUUUCAUACACUAAGAAGAAUUGCCAAUAAAGGUAAGUGUUAUGCUGUUAAUGUUUCAUUCAUCAUGUGCCAUUGUAUUGUUUAUGUACUACAUCUAUAUUUCAUGUAAAAAAAAUUUUUGUUUUAAUUCUUCUGGGUGUCAGGAACGGAUUAAUUGUAAUUGCAUUAUUUCUUACGGGGAAAAUUGAUUCGAAAAUCGUCUAUUUCGAUAAUUGUCGCACUCCCAGGAACGAAUUAGCGAGGGACCACGGUAUUAGAUAAGCUUAACCCUUUCAGGGUCCGUGUCAUAGAUCUACGGCUUUAUGUUCAGGGUCCAAACCGUAGCUCUACAGUCUACACCAUGAGCUCAGCUCACUCUGAUAAGCUGUGAGUGGUAAAUUUGGGCCUAGAUAUGAGAGAAUACAUCUGUGUGGUACAUGUGCACCACAUAAAACAAAUCCUGCAGCACACAGUGUAUAACAAGAGAAAAAACUGAGACUGUGAUUUUCGAUUAAAACAGCGACUUUUCAGUGUUUUUUCGUAUGUUUUUAUAGUUGUAUUUGCGAUUUCUUGGUCUUAUUUGAUAGAAUGGAAGACAUAUUACAGUUUGAUAGAAUGGAAGACAUAUUACAGAAAUAGAGAUGAUUUUGAUUGGUUUUAGCACUGGAAAUGGCUUGAAACUGAGCUCAAAGUAGCGGAAAUGUUAAAUUUUUGCCGAUGUUCAAGAGUAAACAAACGACCUCACACGUCUAAUACACACCAGCUGGUGGAUCUAAUAUACAUUCACAAAUGUGGUGAUGAUAUUUAUACAAUUAUUACAAUAUUUCAUAACAGUAAAUCUUCUAUUUUUUGGUUUGAAUAAAAAUUCAUUAUGUGAAUAAAAAAUCAAAAUGGAAUUCAUUUGUAAAGCCGCAAAACAUAACUAAUGAACAGAGGAAAUGUUUGUUUUGUGCCAGGAAUACCUACAUUGUUUAUUCUGGGCCCCUAUUUUGAAAUUGGAAUAUUUUGAACUUUGUGUUAAAUUGGCCAAAUUACCAAUUUCCGAUCGCUUUAUUUUGUAGUUGAAACAGUUGACUUGGCGAUUUCUUGUGCUCAAUCGAUAGAAUAGAAGUAAUACUAGUGAAAUAGCUAAGAAUUUGGUCGACUGGAAUAAUGUAAUUGGCCUAAAAUAGGAGGCAAAAUCGCCGAUUCAUAAAUAUCGCUGACACAUCAAAAUUCGCGAGAGCAUAAUUUCAUCAAUUUUCCAUCAAAUUUCGUACUUUUUGUUUUAUUACCUUCAGAAAAAGAUUCUCUACCAUUUCAUAAAAAAUAACAAAAAUUUUUUUUGAAAAUUCUUGGACCCUGGUGCGCACUUUGGAAUUUGGCUUCUGGACCCUGAAAGGGUUAAGAGUGGAUCACGUGUGGUGGAUAUAGUGAGGGCCUUUGGCCUUAAUGAAGCGUCAGUUUGUACAAUUAAAAAGAAUGAGGCAAAUAUUCGAGCUUGUGUAAUGAAUAACCCAAGAUGUCAUCUCAUGAAAAGAAUGACACGUAAGUCCCAACAAGUAAAUAAAGCAGAAAACUUGUUGCUUGAGUGGAUUGAACAGAAGACAAAGAAAGGUGCACCACUUAAUUUCCUCUUAAUUAGGGAAAAGGCUUUACAGUUGUUUAAAGCAGUGUGUGAUAAGGAAGGAAGACCUGAAAAAGUGUGUGUUUAGCACAGGCUGGUUCCACAUGUUUAAGUUGCAUAAUAUUAAGUUUUCUAGUGAAAGUGCUUCAGCUGAUCAUACAGCAGCAAGUAAUUUCCCUGCUGAAUUGCAGGAAAUUAUUUCUGAGGGUGGCUAUGAGCCACAUCAAGUGUUUAAUGUUAACAAGACAAGUGUUUUUUUGAAAAAAUGCCAACAUAAACUUAUAUCAGUCAGCAAGAGAAGAGUGCACUGGGCUUCAAGACAGCAAAGUAUCGCUUCACCUUGCUCCUUUGCAGUAAUGCAUCAGGUGAUUUCAGGUGUAAGCCCAUGGCUAUUUACUGCUCUAAGAAUCCUUGUGCUUUGAAAGGUGUAGAUAAAAACACCUUACCAGUAAUUUGGAGGUCAAACCAGUCAGCGUGGAUGACAGAGGAAAUAUUUAUUGACUGGUUUAAGCAUCACUUUAUUCCUGAAGUCAAGUUUUACCUGCACAGCAAGAACCUUGCAGUCAAGGCUCUCUUCAUUCUUGAUAAUUCCUGUACUCAUCCAUAAGCUUUGCUGGAUGUGACCUCACAUGUAAAAAUUGUAUUUUUACCUCCAAAUACAACAUCUCUAAUACAACCACUGGAUCGGGAAGUUAUUAAGUCAUUCAAGUGUAGCUACACAAAAAAAGUUAUGAAAAAACUAGUCGCAUCAGUGGACUCUGAUUCCAACUUGGCAGUACCAAGCUUCUGGAAUAAAUUUAACAUUGCAGAUGCUAUCAGCUAUGCUAGAAGUGCAUGGAAUGAAGUGCCCCAAUCAACAUUAAAUGCAGGUGGGGAAAGUUAUGGCCUUCUGUGGUUAAUUCUUUCACUGGUUUUCCCUUGCUUGAGAGUCAGGUUCAGGAAAUUGUUCAGCUGGCAAGGAAAUUACCAGGUGAUGGUUUUGAAGAUAUGAAUGAGCUCUUAGAUGAUGAUGAUGAAGACAGGAGUCCAGGGGAAAUGUUGGCAGAGCUCAAUGCAGAGAUACAAGGGAGGGAGUUAACAGAAGGAGAUGAAGAAGAACCUGAAGAAAAAGAGUUAACAUUGCAGCAAUAACAUGAGCAGUUCCAUGCUGCUGCUAAACUAGCAGACUUUUUAACUGAUGAAGACCCUGACAAAUCUAGAAGUAGUUCUUUGUAAUGAGGUCUAGACCAGCUGAUGAUGCCUUACUGUCAGUUGUAUAAUGUAUUGCAAGGUAAAAGAGCUCAGAGAUCUAUUACAGAAUUUAUGCACACUCCAAUACAACCAUCAACUUCAGUACCAGAACCUCUACCAUCCACUUCUGUCGACAACCAACAACCAUCCACCUCAGCCUAGUAGGGCCCCACCAUCCAUAUCCACUCUCUCCACAAUCAUCCAUUACCCACAAUUUAAGGUAAAUACUAUUAUUUCUAUUGCAUUUGUAGUCUUAAGCAGUAAUAUAUCAUGACAAUGAACUACAAUUACAUAUUCACAUUUAUUUUUGUAAAAUCUGUUUGGUCUAAAAAAAAGUUGUUUGGCUUUUUGGGGGCUCCCAGGAACGUAACCCUAUUUUCUCACAAGUUCUUCAGUUCAUCUAACAUGAUUUUACCUAACACGGCAUUUUCAAGAACGUAAUUACCAUGCUAAAUGAUGGUCCACUGUGAUUGUAUUUAUGCCAGGAGCAAGGGGCUAGUAACCUCUUCUCCUGUAUAUAUUACUGAAUGUAAAAGAAGAAACUUUAAUUUUUUCUUCUGGGCCACCCUGCCUCAGUGGGAUAUGGCUGGUGCAUUGAAAGAAGAAUUGUAUUUGUGUAUACCUGAAUAAACUUAUGUACACGCUAUCUUCCCCACCGCCCAUGCCAUCUUCCCCACCACCCACGUUAUCUUCCUCACCAGCCACACCAUCUUCUCCACCACCCGUGCUGUCUUGUCUUUUCACUAUCUGUUCCUGGUGUAAGGCCACGGGAUGUACUCCGAGAUGUACUCCUUCCCCUUGGAAUAGCAUGUGGCACACUACCAGAAUGCAUGUAGUCUCGUAUAAAUUGACGCUUCACUGGAGAAUAUUCCUCUUCAUUGUCGCUACUGGAAUUAUAAUCAAGAGAUUGAAAAAUCACAGUCAGUAUCACUGUCAUGGCCACUGCUCACAUCUGAGUCCUGGACAUGGGAAAAUAUGAGUUUCCUCUUUUGCUGUAGUACAAAUGAACAUGAACAAGACAACCCAGCACCAGAGGUGGAAGGUUGAUGGUUGUCUGGGUUUGCAGUACUAUUUCUGGUAUCCUGGGCAUUGCUUUCAGUCACAGACUCCUUAAAGCCAUGAAAUUCAUCUUCACUGACACUCCCAUCUGUGUUAGAACUAUCACUUGGUUAGAGAAGGUCCCAGUUCACCGGGGAGUGAGGUAUUCCUUACUGCUAGGCAUGGUGAACAAGGCAUACUGAACUGGCUCUCCCACAAUGCACUGUGGCCUCCCUGAUUUUUUUUAUACUGUGCACACUGAGCACAGACCCAUUCUCUCAUAUAGACCUACCAGCUUUUUCCCGCCAGAUUUGAUGCCGCUAGAAUUUUGGCGUAGUAUUAUGGGACCGACACUGGCUUGCAAGCCGUAAUAUUACAGGACUCGCAGUGAAAGGGUUAAGAGUGCCAUAAAGUCAUACAAAGGUUGCAAAAGAGUAUACUACUCAUGUCUGUAGUAUACUCUUUGCAGGGAAAGACUUGUAAAUGUGUUUUCUCCUUUGUAUGAGCUGACAAAGUUUUCUAUGAUGUGUAUAAAGCUCUUAACAGGGGAGCUUCCAAUAAAAGCAUUUGCAAUGUG